Molecule: messenger RNA, 177 nt
Organism: Neogale vison (American mink)
Lineage: Eukaryota; Metazoa; Chordata; Mammalia; Carnivora; Mustelidae
Product: keratin-associated protein 20-2
Exons: 1
Coding region: 1-177 (58 amino acids)
Source: RefSeq, a predicted model, not a curated record
AUGUGCUAUUACAGCAAUUACUAUGGUGGCCUGGGCGGUGGCUACCGUGGCCUGGGCUGUGGCUACCGUGGCCUGGGCUGUGGCUACUGUGGCCUGGGCUGUGGCUAUGGUGGGUAUGGCUGUGGCUGCUGCCGCCCAUCUUGCUCUGGCAGAUACUGGUCCUAUGGAUUCUACUGA